AUGGCUGCUGCACUCACCCUCGCACGCGUCUACCAACAUUCAUUCGAUACGCAUCCCAAUGUCACCCUGGCAGUGACUGGAGGAUGUCUCAACGCCCUAGGAGACUGUGUAGCCCAGGUUUCUGAACGCACAAUGGGCACACGCAAGGAAACUGAUCAAUAUAGGGCCUACGACAUUGCUCGCACAUUCCGGUUCUUCUGCUACGGCUUCGCUAUCAGCCCCUUCCUUGGUCGAUGGAACGCUUUCCUCGAGACUCGAUUCCCAUUACAGCUCUCCAAUUUCACGCGAGGGCCAACCUACAGUCGCAACCUUCGCACACUGCGAACUCGUGGGGGAUGGACAGAGGAGACCAUAGUCACUACGACAAGAAACAUUCCUAAAGAGCCCAUAAGCUGGGUAGCUCUCACCAAGCGUGUCGCGGCUGACCAGCUGUUCAUGGCUCCCCUCGGGCUUGUUCUGUUCAUUGGCUCCAUGGGUAUCAUGGAAGGUCGCACGCCCCGCCAAAUCGGUGAAAAAUACAAGGACAUCUACGCCGACGCUAUCGUGGCCAACUGGAAAGUCUGGCCCCUCGCCCAGCUCAUCAACUUCAGAUUCAUGCCCCUCCCAUAUCGCGUUCCAUUCUCGCAGACAUGUGGUGUGUUCUGGACGUUAUACCUCAGCUUGCUCAACUCGAGGGAGGACGCUAAGCAAGAUCGUAGAGUUCACAGACAGAGACUCCAGGAGGACUGGAGGAAGGAUAGUGAAGGUCGGAUUCAUGAGAACGAGGCGCAAAGCGCAAAGAUUUUGUAG
Molecule: messenger RNA, 789 nt
Organism: Coprinopsis cinerea okayama7#130
Lineage: Eukaryota; Fungi; Basidiomycota; Agaricomycetes; Agaricales; Psathyrellaceae
Exons: 5
Coding region: 1-789 (262 amino acids)
Cellular component (GO): cytoplasm; membrane
Source: RefSeq, a predicted model, not a curated record